AAUCAGGAACCCUGAAGAAAGGGGGCCAGCAUGCAAUAGGACCCCCAGGCCUUUCUGCCAGCAGGGCUGCAUCACAGGUGGACAGGCAGCUGGCCUGCCUGCACCCCAGGACCCCACUCCUGCCCCUAGCUCAACUGCAAAAACCCAAAGAGACAACGUGGGGCCCUUAAUAAAUAUUUGUGCAAUGCGUGAAUGAGUCAAGUCAAGGGAGGUGGCGUAUUUUGAAAGUCUAUCCUUGGCCUCCCCACCAACCACAGCUCAGGAGUCCCUGCCAGAUAAAACUCUCCCCUCCUGGUGACUGUCACCAGUAACUGUCACCGGUAUAGGUGCAGGAGCGGCCUGGUUGUGGUGGCCUCAUCGGGCCACAGGAGCCGCAGGGAGCCAUGCCCAGGUACACAGUGCACGUGCGCGGAGAAUGGCUGGCCGUGCCCUGCCGGGAUGCGCAACUCACGGUGGGCUGGCUAGGCCGCGAGGCCGUGCGGAGGUACGUCAAGAACAAGCCAGACAACGGUGGCUUUGCCUCGGUGGACGACGUGCAGUUUCUCGUGCGCCGCUGCAAGGGCCUGGGCCUGCUGGACAAUGAGGACCCACUUGAGGUGGCCCUGGAGGACAAUGAGUUCGUGGAAGUGGUUAUAGAAGGGGAUGCCAUGUCGCCUGACUUCAUUCCAUCGCAGCCAGAAGGAGUUUACCUAUACAGCAAAUACCGGGAGCCUGAAAAGUACAUCGACUUAGACGGGGACAGCUUGACCACAGAGGAUCUGGUCAAUUUGGGCAAGGGAUACUACAAAAUAAAGCUCACCCCAGUUGCUGAAAAGAAGGUGCAAAAAUCCAGGGAAGUCAUAGACCGCAUCAUAAAAGAAAAAACUGUUGUUUACGGCAUUACCACUGGUUUUGGGAAAUUUGCCAGAACUGUAAUUCCUAUCAAUAAGCUAGAGGAGCUCCAGGUCAACCUAGUACGUUCACAUUCUUCAGGUGUUGGGAAACCACUAAUCCCUGAGAGAUGUCGGAUGCUCUUGGCUUUAAGGAUCAAUGUCUUAGCUAAAGGAUAUAGUGGCAUUUCCCUGGAGACCCUCAAACAAGUUAUCGAAGCAUUUAAUGCCUCCUGCCUGUCCUAUGUUCCAGAGAAAGGAACCGUUGGUGCCAGUGGAGACCUGGCUCCACUCUCUCACCUUGCCCUUGGGCUAAUUGGAGAAGGGAAGAUGUGGUCUCCAAAAAGUGGCUGGGCUGACGCUAAAUACGUCCUGGAAGCCCAUGGGCUGAAACCAAUUAUUUUGAAACCAAAAGAGGGUCUGGCGCUCAUCAAUGGGACGCAGAUGAUCACUUCCCUGGGCUGCGAAGCUGUGGAGAGAGCCAGUGCCAUUGCUCGGCAGGCUGACAUCGUGGCCGCUUUGACCCUGGAGGUGCUGAAAGGCACCACCAAAGCCUUCGAUACCGACAUUCAUAGUCUUCGCCCUCAUCCUGGGCAAAUUGAAGUUUCUUUUCGAUUUCGGUCACUCUUGGACUCGGAUCACCAUCCAUCAGAAAUAGCAGAAAGUCACAGGUUCUGUGAUCGUGUUCAGGAUGCAUACACCUUGCGCUGCUGUCCACAGGUUCAUGGUGUGGCGAAUGACACAAUAGCAUUUGUGAAGAAAAUCAUUACCACAGAACUAAACAGUGCAACCGAUAACCCUAUGGUUUUUGCCAACAGGGGAGAGACUAUUUCUGGAGGAAACUUCCAUGGUGAAUACCCAGCCAAAGCCCUGGACUAUUUGGCCAUUGGUGUCCAUGAACUUGCCGCGAUUAGCGAAAGAAGAAUCGAAAGGCUCUGUAACCCCUCCCUCAGCGAGCUGCCUGCCUUCCUGGUGGCUGAAGGUGGUCUGAACUCUGGAUUCAUGAUAGCCCACUGCACAGCUGCAGCCCUCGUUUCUGAGAGCAAGGCUCUGUGCCACCCCUCCUCCGUGGAUUCUCUCUCCACCAGCGCGGCCACGGAAGACCACGUCUCCAUGGGAGGAUGGUCAGCAAGGAAAGCCCUCAGGGUCGUUGAGCACGUGGAGCAAGUGCUGGCCAUCGAGCUCCUUGCAGCCUGCCAGGGCAUAGAGUUUCUACGCCCCCUGAGAACAACCACGCCCCUGGAGAAGGUCUAUGACCUGGUGCGCUCUGUUGUAAGGCCCUGGAUAAAAGAUCGCUUCAUGGCCCCAGACAUCGAGGCAGCACACAGGCUGCUUGUGGAGCAAAAGGUUUGGGAAGUAGCUUCACCCUACAUUGAAAAAUACAGAAUGGAGCAUAUUCCAGAAUCAAGACCUGUUUCUCCAACGGCCUUCUCACUGGAAUUUCUAAACAAGAAAUCCAGCAAAAUCCCAGAGUCUGGGGAUCUUUGAUGGGCUCUGUCUUGGAACUGCACUUCAACAGCAAGCAGUGUUGUGCUGAAGGAGAGACCCAAGAACUUUUUUAGGUAGAGUGAUUCAUUAUGUAAUUCAGUCCUUCUAAAACCUACUUUCAUCAGGCUGGUGGCAGCAUCACAGACAGUUGCUAAAUCUAGCAUCGUGUUCUUGUGGACCUAGUUCAAGAUGCAGUAGGUGUUUUUAGGUUAUAGGAGUUUUCUUUCUUUGAUGAUCUCAACAGGCCAUUCACUCUUAAGGGAGAGAAGAGCAGCCACGGUGCAUGGGUCUUUUAACAUUAGGUGAACUCAGAUCUUGAAACAGAUUGAUGACAUUCUUUCCUAAAAACAUUAGACUUUUGUGAAUCUUUUUUUUGCUUUGACAAGCUUUCCACUGAUUAACUUUGCCUGAUUGUACUAUGCCAUGAUAUGACUAAUGUUUCUUAAUAUGUCUUCAUAAACCACCCUUUUUAAAUCAUAAUUUGUCCUUCAGCUGCUCUUUCUUGUAUUAAUUGAGUCAUAGUAAAGAACGGUCAAUAGGUCAACAAGAGGUUUUGUGUAAAGGAAUUAAGGAAUAAAUAUAAAGAUUGCUAUCGAA
Molecule: messenger RNA, 2954 nt
Organism: Rhinolophus ferrumequinum (greater horseshoe bat)
Lineage: Eukaryota; Metazoa; Chordata; Mammalia; Chiroptera; Rhinolophidae
Gene: HAL
Product: histidine ammonia-lyase
Exons: 20
Coding region: 384-2357 (657 amino acids)
Biological process (GO): L-histidine catabolic process
Cellular component (GO): cytoplasm
Molecular function (GO): histidine ammonia-lyase activity
Source: RefSeq, a predicted model, not a curated record